AUGGCGUAUAACGGGGAUGAGAGGAACCCGAACCACUGGUGGAAAAUAGAGGAGGUCUCGCCAACAGCCGUGUACUACGUGGGACCUUGGGAAUAUAUUCGGAAUCGCAGGAGCAGCAGGGUGCUGCAACACUCGCAUCAGCAGCAACCGUUGACGAAUUCCGUUAACUUUGGCAGCCCCGUCGCUACUACUAGCACCAAUACUGGGCAGUCCAACUCCAUCAAAGCGGAUAAGUUGAUCCCCGCCGACGCCACCCAGCAGUGGCGGCGGGUUGCCGUAUCAGAGGGCUGCACGUGCCUGCAGAUUCGCGUCUCCGGGUACCUCCUCACCACCGUAAGCACUCUUCAACUUGUCGCGCCUCAAAGCUCCUCUCUGCUCGCCAUUGGCAGGGCUACGAGUGGAACCGAAUCGUACAAUAACGCAGCUACAUCGCUGGCAGCAACAGUGGCUGUGGAAGAAGCGCAGACGAGGGACAACAAGAUCUUCACUCUGCAAAGCCGCCUUGGGGAAGCAUUUCUGGAGAACACGUGCGGGGCGGAGGUGCGAGGAAGCUGGGGGGCAGUGGAGGCCAGCACGUGCUGCCAAUGGGCCGCCAUCCGCGCGGAUGAUCUUGCUGACGUGGCCAAGGCAACAGUGGAUGACGUGGCGGGAUCAUUGCUUAUGCUUCUUCCAUUCCCCAAAAGAUCCACACCAGAGCAUUUCAAAGCGCCUUGGGAAUCCAAGCCGACUCUUCUUGACAGCCAAGCUCCUAAAUACUCCGUGUCGGAGCUUGCACUUGGUAAAUCCACACCCCUGCCGCCCGUGCUGCCACUCUCGCCGCCAACCUCGCUGCCAGACGACUCGACACCUGCCACGCCGACGAAGGCAGGUAAAUUCGAGCCCUCAUCAUCACCCGAAUCAGGAUCGCCCCCGCCACCACCGUUGAUGCCGGAACUCCUGCCCAAUUCGACUUUGAAGGCAUUCGAAGGGGAAUCUGAAAGGGAGCGAUACUCCAUCACAACUUUACCCGUGCGCCUCCCCUCGAGCUACCUCGGCAACCGAGUCACCGGCAUGGCUCUUGCAACGCAUGCGAGCGGCAGUGUGGAGGCGAGGGAGUUUGAAGGCGGCAGCCUGCAGCAGCAGUGGCGUGUUGUGAGUGUGGGCAGGGUGGCAUCCGCACCAGCCGUGUCCUACAUUUUCCUUCAGAACCGCGCCUCUGGGUUCGUUCUGAGCCACUCCUGGUGGGGCAGCCGUGUGGCGGCUAGUGACUGCCACGCUUAUAGCGAGGAUGAGCUACAGUAUCACCACCACUGGACCAUCACCCCUGCAAGAACCACUGGUGGGAAGGCGCACUGGGAGCAGGAGGAGGUGGAGAUCUGUGACAAGUGGUGCAAAGCGGUGCAGGGUGGUGGUGAAGGGUCUGCGAGCCUUGCUCUUGCGGUGGACCGGCUGUGGAGCUAUGUGUUUAACCGGGACAGUGGGAAGGCGCUGGCUGUGUGUGAGGAGAGCGUAGAUGCUGUGGAUUAUGAGCGGCGGAUCGGCGCAUAUGACAAUGAUUUCGGCAGCGAGUAUCACAAGUGGCAGCUGAGAGACAUAGAGGGAGGCGUGUACGUUGUACUGAAGAACAAGAAAACGGGUAUGGUGCUGGACCAUUACUAUUGGGAGCGGUUGGAAGCGGUGGAAGGCGAUGAGAAGAACAAGGCGCAGCACUGGGGGGUGGUGCCUGCCAGGCAGAUGGCCCGAGAGGGCAUGGGUCGCAAGCCUUCUCCUGAGAUCGAAUCUGUGGUUGAAGAUUUGUUUUCCCGCUGGGAGAGGGACAGUGUGCCGAAGGGGGAGCUGAAGGGGGUGUAUCUAGUGGCGGGCGGCAAGCCUCGUCACGGCAUUCGGGUGGUGAAGUCGGGGUCUAAUCGCAGCCGUCAGAUCCAUCUGCUGCAAGUGACGAUCCAAGGGCUGGCAUACGCGACUGUGGCUGUUCCGACGGGAGUGGAGGUGGGGAGGGGGAGGAUCUGGGCGGCGAUGAGGAGGAGUGUGGAGGGGGGAGGGGAGGUGGUGGUGGUUGACUCGCUUGACUUGAUGCGAGUUCCCGAGGUGGAGGGGCCGUUGGUGAACCUUGCGGUGUUUUUGGGGGUAGCUGCGAAUCAAGUUUGCAUGUGA
Molecule: messenger RNA, 2133 nt
Organism: Closterium sp. Yama58-4
Lineage: Eukaryota; Viridiplantae; Streptophyta; Zygnematophyceae; Desmidiales; Closteriaceae
Source: the annotation of a GenBank genome assembly